Messenger RNA from Rhipicephalus microplus (southern cattle tick), 6186 nucleotides. Its product is annotated as fatty acid synthase. Gene Ontology annotation, molecular function: phosphopantetheine binding; fatty acid synthase activity; oxidoreductase activity. Gene Ontology annotation, biological process: fatty acid biosynthetic process. Lineage: Eukaryota; Metazoa; Arthropoda; Arachnida; Ixodida; Ixodidae. The record is from RefSeq and is a predicted model, not a curated record.
AGCAACACUGCUCCAAGUUUGUUCUAUGAGAACAUGUCUCACAACGUCGCCGGCCAAAUUUCAAUGUAAUCACACGUUCUGGCCAGGUGUUGGUCUCUUCAAGAACAUUCACGUUAGUCGCAUCGGCGUCAGCAGGAAAUCAUGACCAAGGAAGACAUCGUCAUUACCGGCAUCUCGGCAAGAUAUCCGCAAGCGGACAGCCUUUCGGAGUUAAAGGAGAAGCUCUUCGCGAGCGUUGACCUGGUCACCAACGAUGAUGCUCGUUGGCCCGCAGGAUUUCUCGGGAUACCCGAGAGAAAGGGAACCAUCAAGGACUUGUCACGGUUCGACGCGAGCUUCUUCGGAGUGCCGCCCAAGCAAGCGCAGCUCAUGGACCCUCAGCUUCGUUACCUGUUGGAGACCUCGUACGAAGCCAUCGUGGACGCCGGCUACGAUCCUGCGACGUUGCGAGGUCGCAAGAUUGGCGUCUUCGUCGGCUGCGGACUGUCCGAGACGCUCACCAUGUUUGCCACCGACUCGGCGACGAUCGACGGCUACAUCGUGACCGGAUCGGCGCUGCACAUGUUCUCAAACCGGGUCUCGUACUGCCUCGACUUUAGCGGACCAAGCCUCACAGUUGACUCGGCAUCCGCCUCGACCAUGCAAGCACUGAGCCUUGCCCUGCACUCCCUUCGCUCUGGUGAAUGCGAGGCCGCCAUCGUGGGGGGUUCAAACAUCAUGGUCAAUCCGUUGUCAACGCUGUGCGAGUUCCGCUUCGGCAUGCUGUCAGUGGACGGAAAGUGCAAGACCUUCAAUGCUAAUGCGGAUGGCUACGUGCGAAGUGAGACCAUCGGGGCGAUGUUUCUUCAGCCGGUUUCACAAGCACGCCGGAUCUACGCCAAGUUGAUCAACGCCAAGGCCAACUCAGACGGCUACAAGGUUGAAGGAAUCACCGUCCCUUCGAGCAAGAAGCAGGAGCAACUGCUUCGGGAAGUGUACUCCGAGGCCAACGUGGACCCGCUAACGGUCACCUACGUCGAGGCGCACGGCACCGGAACAACGGUGGGCGACCCCCAGGAGAUGGCGGCGCUCAGCAGGUUCUUCUGCGUGCCCGAACGCAAGAAACCGCUCAAAGUCGGGGCAGUAAAGAGCUGCGUGGGACACGCCGAAGCCGCAUCCUCAAUCGCCACAAUUUCGAAGGUCAUCAUUCUCAUGGAAACGGGCAUGAUCCCACCCAACCUGCACUUCACGGAACCCAACCCGACGAUACCAUGUCUUCACGACGGAAGCAUCGAGGUGGUCGCCGUUGCGACUCCCUUCGAUGGAGGCCCAGUGGGCAUCGACGCGUUUGGAUUCGGCGGUGCCAACGUUCACGCCAUUUUCGAAGCAAACCCGGGACCGCACGUGGACACCAUGGCUCGCGAAAAGCCCGGUCUUCCUCGGCUUGUUCUCAUGGCUGGAAGAACCAACGAGUCGCUCAAGAAAACUCUGGACAGGCUGGAAGUCGAAGGACCCUACCCUGACUCCGCCUAUGCCCUCUUGAACCGGGUUGGUCAGCCUGGCCUAAAACUGUUUCCACACCGCGGAUACGCCAUGGUUCCUGUUGACGGCUCUGGUAAACCCGUUACCAAGGUUGUCGGAGAGGUUACCCCAGCCAAGAGGCCGCUGUGGUUCGUUUUCUCCGGCAUGGGCUGCCAGUGGAACGGCAUGGCGAGGCAGAUGAUGGAGUUCGACGUGUUCGCCCACUCCAUUCGUGCAUCGCACGACCUUCUGGCCAAGAAUUUCGGCCUCGACCUCAUUGACCUGGUGACCAGCGAGAAACCGCGAGGCCAGGAGACCGUGGCAAGUGUCCUGGUUUCCAUUGUGGCGAUUCAGGUAGCGCUCGUCGACGUCAUUCGUGCUAUCGGUCUUCGGCCAGAUGGUAUCGUGGGUCACUCGCUUGGUGAAAUCUCCAGUGCUUACGCUGAUGAGGGACUCACCGCCGAGCAGGCCAUGCUGUGUGCCUACUGGCGGGGUCGAUGCACUGAUGUGACUAACCUUCCAAAAGGAGCCAUGGCUGCAGUCGGGUUAACUUGGGAGGAAGCGAAACGGCGUGGUCGCGACGGCGUCGAAGCGGCGUGCCACAAUGGCGAGGACUCCGUCACCGUAUCCGGACCGGCGGACGCCGUCGCAGAGCUCGUAAAAGAGCUACGGGCCGAGGAGUUGUUCGCCCGAGUCGUGAACACCAUGGACGUGGCCUUCCACAGUGCUCAAAUGCAGCGUGUCGGACCCGCUCUGUUGAAACAUUAUAAGGAGGUUAUACCCGAGCCAAAGACACGGGGAAACAGAUGGAUCAGUUCGUCCGUUCCGGAGAGCCGCUGGGGGCAGCCGAUCGCUCAACGCUGCUCCGCCGAGUACUUCGUCAACAACCUCGUCUCCCCGGUUCUCUUCUGCGAGGCGCUGCGACAUGUGCCCAAGGAUGCGAUAGUGGUCGAGUUCGCGCCUCACUGCCUGCUGCUGUCUAUCCUUCACCGUGAACUGGGUUCUGGUGCCUCCUGUCUCGGCCUCAUGAAGAAGGACGCGGACAACCACUCGUUCUUCCUGGGCUCGCUGGGCAAGCUUCACACUUUGGGAGUGCAGUUGGACCCGUCCGCUCUGUACCCAUCCGUACCCUGGCCACUGCCACGCGGAACGCCCAACAUUGGCCACCUGGUCAGUUGGGACCACACGCAGCAGUGGGCCGUCGCAUCGUGGAGAGAUGUUCCUACCCUUGUGGAGGGAAAGGAUGACAUUUUCAACAUUGACGUCCACGGAAACGAGGACAUUGCCUACCUGGCCGGGCAUCGACUCGCCGGCGAGGUGACGAUCCCGGUGGGUAUUCACCUUCUUCUUGCUUGGAAGUCCCUCAGCAGACGCCAUGGCAAGCCCGCCGAGGAGGUGCCCGUCGUCUUCGAGAACGUCAAGGUGCAUAGGAACGUCGUCUUGCCGGAGACUGGCACCGUGCGCCUUGUGGUGACCAUCAUGUACUCGUCCGGCGAGUUCGAAGUGUGCGAGGAAGGUACGGUGGCAGCGAGUGGUUCCAUUCGCAUUGACGAUGCUGGAGACCCGUCGAUCGACGCGGAUACACUUGCUGCCUCUGCCGAGAAAGUCGCCUUCGAUCUUGACUCUGAGGACGUGUACAAGGAACUGACUGUGCGCGGUUACGACUACCUGGGAGAUUUCCGGGGCAUCCUCAAGGCUGACGUGCGAGAACCGUGUGGAAAGCUUCGAUGGAAGAAGAACUGGGUCACCUUCGUCGACAGCGUGAUCCAGUUCGUCAUGUUCAGGAGCCCCGUUCGAGUGCUCAGAAUGCCUACGACCAUUGAGUUCCUUCGCUUCGACCCCUGCGUUCAUGCCGGAGUCCUUGAAAAGUCGGGCGACACAGGCGUGGAAGUCAUCUACAACAAAAUUACAGACACUUGCCACGCCGGCGGCGUCCUCAUUCGCGGAAUAUGCACAGACACAGUCUACAGCGAUGUCGAGGAACAGAAAGCAGUUGUGGAAGAGUACCAUUUCGUUCCCUACUUUGAUGACACAGACAGCAAGGACAAGAGAGAGUCCCUGACUCGUGAAUACGUCGAAGUCUGCUGCAGCGUUGCCAGGCGGGCCUUAGGCGACUGCUUCGAGGUCAAGUCUUUUGCUCGUGAGCUUAUGAACGACCUGCGCGACGUCCCCGAGCACGUGGUGAAACAAUAUCUCAAAGAGCGCCGCGAGGGCCACGGCCUUUUGCGGUUCCUUCACGACGUCCAGAAACAAGCAGAACGCCCAGGUACUUCUCUCUCGGCGUACGUUCAGUCGGCCAUGCCUACGCACAAGGAAGACUUGGAAGCCGACAUACUUAACACUGCCCUCUUUGAGGAAGACCCUCUGAGGUUUCUCCUUGACAUCGCGGUCGAAAACAGCAGCCCGAAAAGCUUCCAAAUACUCGAAUUGGCAGCCCAAGGUAGCGACUUGCUCCUGGUCACCUGGUUAGCGAAGUACAUUUCUGAAUACAGCCUGGUUCCAGCCACCCAAUACAUCGUAGCACAUCCGUCGCCAGAGAAAGUGUCGGGAAAGGUACCACAGGGUACCACGGUGAUGCCACUGGGCUCGGCGUCAUCCAAGAAGACACUACCCGAAGCGGACUUGAUUGUGACCCGAAGCGCCACGUGGGUCGACAAGAGUGGAGCCACGGACGUCGCCGAAGAACUGUACGCCGUCUGCAGGGAGAACGGUUUCGUGCUGCUCGCCCAGCGUGCGGCGCUGACGCCCGUUGAAUCGGUAAUCGGUGAAAUCGGAGGUCUCCGCCCCGCAGCUACGUCGGCAGACGAAGUACAAGCUCAGUUCUCGAAGCACGGGUUACGUCUAGUGGCUUUCAAAUCGAAUAACUUGUCUGCCCUCUAUCUGUUCAGGAAGCGUUCCAUGGCCCUCGAAGAAGUGAAGCAGGAAAUAGUGCCCGUUGACGGCGAAACCGGUGACUUGGUGGAUUCGGUCAAGCGGAAGGCACUGGACUACGAGUGGAAGCCGAGAGGGGAAAACAUGUGGCUGCUCGCGGAGGAAGCUGGAACAAGCGGCGUCAUUGGUUUGGCCAACUGUCUCCGGCACGAGUCCGGUGGAGGUCACAUUAGAUGUGUAUUGGAUGCUGGCUGUUCCGGAACCAGCAAGGUGGCUGACUUCAGCACGAGAAGGCCUGAAUACAAGGACGUCAUGGAAAAGGAUCUGGUCAUGAAUGUUUACCGCAAUGGACGAUGGGGCUCCUACCGGCACGUGGUUGCGAAAUCCUCUACAGCUAAGAACACGCGGUUUGCUGUUCUGAACGUGCGCAAACGAGGCGACCCAUCCAGCCUGACUUGGUACGAGUCCCCAGUGCCCUACAACACGCCGCCCGCUGCUAAGGGUGCCACUGGUCCAGUCAUGUGCGAUGUGCACUUUGCUGCGGUGAACAGUCGCGACGUGAGAUUCGCCACAGGGAAUCUGCUACCAGAGACAGUUGCAGGUGUGGCUGACAUGGCGAUUUCAGGUUCUAUGCUGGGGCAAGAGUUCUCCGGAACGGACCAAACAGGGCUACGGGUCAUGGGCCUCGUGACCGGCCAGGCUUUGGCGACCGUGGUUGCUGCAGACCCCGUUCUUCUGUGGGAAGUACCCGACACGUGGACCAUGACCGAAGCGUCCACCGUUCCUUUAUCCUACGCAACCGUUUACCAUGCUCUCUUGGUGCGGGGUAACAUGCGGCCGGGUGAAUCCGUCCUCGUGCACAGCGGAAGUGGAUGCUUGGGGCAGGCUGCCAUCGCCGUUGCUCUAUCCAUGGGCUGCAUCGUCUUCGCGAGCGUCGGUUCGGCGAGAGAGAAGCAGUUCCUGAAGGACCGUUUCCCUCAACUGGAAGAUGGGAACAUUGUAAACUACAAUGGCCUUUGCUUGGAAGAAUACAUCCUUGAUCCAACCAAAGGAAAAGGAGUGGACCUUGUUUUUCACAGUCUGCAAAGUGCAAAUAGAGACGUCAUCAUUCACUGUUUGGCUCCAAAUGGUCGCUAUCUUUUUCACGACGCCGUGGACAGCAGCUUCCCGUCCCUCCCACCUCAAGGACUUUCUUCAAAGCGCAAAGUCCUCAACGUCACUGUGAUCCGAACGGAUGCCCUGCACGCGAACGAUCCCAGCGCCGCGGAGGAGAAGUGGCGUGUUGCUGAGCUUGUUCGUGAGGGUAUCUCAUCGGGUGCCGUGAAGCCAUUGCCUGUGACAGUAUUUGCACGAGAGCAGGCUUCGCACGCAUUCACGCCAGAAGCCUGCGAAGCGAGCACCAACAAAGUCGUACUCCAGAUCCAGCUUGAGGGGAGCCACCAAACCGAGGACGGCAGUUCACCCUUCACGAUAGAAGCCAUCGCCCGCACGUACUUCUACACGCACAAAGCAUACGUCGUUGUUGGAGAGGCGAGCAGUGUUGCUCUGGAGUUGGUGGACUGGAUGGUGACCAGGGGCUGCCGGAAAGUGCUUCUCACCGGAGGACGAGGAAUGGUCACGGGCUAUCAACGUCUCUGUCUGCACCGGUGGCAAACGGCAGGUGCCUCAGUCGUCGUCAGCGAAGUCGACGUGUCCACGCCGCAAGGCGCUCUGCAGGUCAUAAAGGACGCCGAGGCCAUGGGCCCAGUUGGCGGCAUCUUCAACGUCUCACUGGUGAGCCAGCGCCCUUUUGGCACCUUGAGUCAUUCGCGAUAG